This is a messenger RNA of Sceloporus undulatus (fence lizard), 3978 nucleotides long. It is a transcript of the gene PLEKHA4, whose product is annotated as pleckstrin homology domain containing A4. Lineage: Eukaryota; Metazoa; Chordata; Lepidosauria; Squamata; Phrynosomatidae. The record is from RefSeq and is a predicted model, not a curated record.
AUGGGAAAGGCCACUCUGGGAAUAAGGUUUCAGAGUGGGAAUAAGCGGCUGGGCGCGCCCCAAACAAGCUCAAGCAAGUGGCCCUGGAACGCUGGCAACACCCCAGUCCGGAAACAGAAGGGGGGAACGCACAUACACACACACAGUCUGGAACCCGGGUGUGCAGCUGCCAGGGAGAGAGGAAAGCAACGCAACCCUUCUGACCCACAACAGGUAGUGUUGGGUCAGCCGGGUACCAUGUCAGAGGGGGACCGGCCAAUAAGCAGCCUCAGUCAAGCCAGCAGCACCGUCACCAUCUCUUCAGUCUCCAUGGGAACCAAGCGACACUCAACCCGGCCUGUCCGGAAAGUACACACUUUUGGAAAGAGGGCAAACUCCAUCAAGAGAGACCCCAACUCACCUGUCAUCAUGCGUGGCUGGCUUUAUAAACAGGACAGCUCAGGACUUAAACUUUGGAAACGGCGUUGGUUUGUCCUGUCUAAUUACUGCCUUUUCUAUUAUCGAGAUAACAGCCGUGAGAGAUGGUUUUGGGCAGCUCCCUCUCCUAGCUAUGAAAUUCGGACAGCGUUCUCCAAGGAGAAGAAGAAUCGGCGCUUUGUAUUCAAGGCUGAACAUCCCGGCAUGAGAAUCAUUUUCAGUGCAGAAACCCAGUUGGACAUGAACAGCUGGAGGGCAAUGAACCAGUCGGCAGCUGCUGAGUGUGACUAUGGAAACUACACCCGGGGUCUACAAAGCCAGUCUGUGUCCACCCACACAAGCUUCGAGGAUGUCACAGUGCAGAUGACUGUGCCAAAGGUUGAAAUCGAAAUUGCCCGUCUCUCAGAAAAGCAAGAGGAUGAAGCAUCCUCAUCUGAAAGCCUCCACCUGCAAGACAGUCAGAAGGGUUCCCCUUGCCCCAGGAGGAUUUCUUUAUCAAGUUCUAUCAAUGGGGGCUACCAUUAUGAAAAGAAAGAGCAGCCCGAUUUAAGCUCUCUGUCUUCCCAGACCCAUGGCUGCCCCUCUCCUAUUUCCUGCACAAAAUUCAUCUCCCGGCCCCGAUCCCCACCUCCUCCUCCCUCGGAGAGCCCUUCCCCCUCCCCUCCUUCUCGGACCCCUCAACCUUCCCCUCUACUUUCCAUUCGCUCCUCUCGCUCCUACUCUCUUCCCUUGACCCCAGCUGAGUCUCCACGGAUACCUGACACUCAUCUGUCACCUAGUCAUGUCCGGCGGAAACCCCCACGGACAGCUGCGGCACAGGCAGCCUCGUGCGAGGAUCUGUCCUCCAGGACUUCUCCACGGACUCUCGUUGUGCGCCCCAACACGCCCAUGGGGAGGGUUGACAUUGCCCCCAGUGAAGCCCCACCAAGCAACCCCUAUGCCAUACUGUCACCUGCCACCCGGGGGCGCUCUCUGACGCCUGCUGACCGCUAUGAUGUCUACCCUUCCUCUGAAGACCCUUAUGGCAGGCGCUAUACUCGGAGCCCUCACCCCAGCAGAGCACGACCUGUGGGUGAGGAUGGAUUCGCAGCCACCCUGGGGAGGCCGCAACAGAACAGAUUUGCAGAUCGAGGUCAUAUUUCUCCAUCAACUGGACCAACCCGUGCAUUGGUCAUGUCACGGCUUCAGGGCCGACUGAUCAGCCCCCACUCAGCCUCAUCCAGCUACCUGCACCUACCACCCCUGCCUCCCCUGCCUAACCGGUCCACCCCUGGGAAAAGAACAUCUUUAGGGACCAUGAGUCGGACUCCAGUGAGAGAAAGGAAUGUCCAUCCUGGCAGCGGGCAGCGUUUUGAGAGCGACACUGAUGCAUUAUUGACAAAACUGUGUGGCCAAGACAAACUUCUCCGUGGUCUGGAAGAUGAAAUAGGACAGCUUCGGGCUGAAAAGGAACGUCUGGAAAAGGCCUUAGAGGUGACUCGCCUGAGGCUGGAAGAAUGUAAAGGCCAAGAUGCCACAAUGGAGAAAAUUGGGUACCAGCAAAGACAGCUGCAAGAUGAGCUGGUACAAAUCCGAGCUCGUCUCUGUGACUUGGCGCUGGACAGUGAAAGAGCAUGGGAGGAUUUUGCUGCCCUAGAAAGUGAACUGCAAGUGAUGAAGGGCUCUUUAGAGCACAUCCGAAAUGUAGGGCAUCCUCAGGAUCAAGCGGCUGCUCAGCAAGAUUUGUGGAGGAUCCAUGAUAUCCUGGCAGGCUUGAGAUCCAGCCAAGCGAACUAUCACAUCCUGGAAAGCAGAAGAUCAGGAGCAUCUUUGGCCAUCACCCCAUCCCUGGAUUCUCAUUUGGGGGCAAAUCACACACCUCUGAUGCCUUCCAGUGGAGCAGAGCAGAGUCCACCUGCCUCCAGCAGGGAGCAGCCAGGCAGCGUAUUGUGCUGUUCAGAGGGGAAUAGAUGGUCCUCAAACACUGCCUCUAGUGACCCCCCAGAAUUUGAUAAAGGGAACGCCGUGAAGGGAACAGAAGCAGCUUGCCUGAAUCAUGGGAGUCACACGAAUAUACUAAGCAAAGAUGCUGAACCCAGCAUAGCCAAGGUGGCUCCCUCUGAAGCAACUGCCCCUCGCAGUGGCCGCAUGAGUGCCCAGGAACAGCUCAUCAGGAUGCAGAGGAACCAGGAGGCCAAAAGAAAAGCAGAAGCUGCCCAGUCCAACUCUCUGGGUCCCUGGCGAGACUCUCUGAAGCGUGGGUCUAGCCGGGUGGGUGUGAAGCUUUGUGGGGAGGAGGACUCUGGUCUUGAGAGAGUGGCAAGAGACAGCAACAAACCCCUCCCCAAUACCCCCCCUGAGUCAUCACCCAAGGAGGGCGAGCAAUCUGGGGGACUCAAGCCUCCUCGAUGCCCCCCAACCCCUGAGUGGGAACGACAGCGAGUCAUCCAGCUCUCCUACGCGCUGGCGGCCGAGGCUUCGCAGCAGCAGGGGAAACGCAUCGCAGGAAGGACCAGCUCUCGUUCCUCCUUAGAAGACAUCUCUGCAGCCCACGAUAGCCUGAACCAUCAGCACCUCCCCAGUGAUGCCACCUCCAAAGACUCAGAGUCCAGUAGUAAGAUAUCUGAGCAUGACCAAAGAUCCUCUCGAAACCUAAGUUGUAGUGGUUACUCUAGCCCAGCAAACCAGGCACCAUCUUCAUCCCAAACAGUCAAUCAAGCGCUGUGUGCCUCAGAAGCUUCUGUUUGGUCAUUGCCUUGCCCUGAGGAAGACAACCAAUUGUCCUCAAAGCCCAAGACUCCACAGUUGAUGCCUCGCCUGCUAGAAUCAAACAAUGAGAAGCCACCUCUGAUCCAUAUUCCUCACCCGGUGGCACCUUUGCCUCAGUCUGUCAAUUGGAACUUGUCACUUUCCAGAACAGCCAACUGGGUUGCACCUCCAUUAUGGGAUUAUGAAGUGUGGGCAUCUGAGCGAAGUCUUGUGGGUAGCCAGGCCCAAGCCAAUGGCAGGUGCCUCAGAUGGAGAGGUGAGGACGAGUCCCACCACGUUGUGACGUAUCUUGGAGAGGCUGCCCAGCCUGUCAAGGUCACAUUGGUGAAAUCCAGUUUUUAAUUCAUAUUUGUAGAGAAAUAUAAAAAAUAUAAGUCUUGCGGUGUGUUGAAGAAAUAGGUAAAGGGCCAUAGAGCUAGCAGUCUCAGAUUGUCUGCUUCCAUGUUCAUCCCUUUGUGUAGCACUCCUAACAGUAGGUACUAUUCCCCAUUUUGUAACCUUGCUUUAAAAUCCUUGUCUUAAAUCCCAGGGGUCUAACUUGCAGAAGCACAGCAGAGAAGCACUCUUAAAUGCAAGUUUCCAAUCCAAGAAUAUCUAUGCUUAUUUGGUUAUAAAAGCAUAUGAAAUAUAUGAGCUAUCCCAUCUGUGUCACACUAAGCUUGUUUUACUAGGUAUAGUGCUUUAUGCUGAGUCUUCAUUCCAAUAGCCUUGGGAGCAAGCUGAUUACACUCAUCCUUCCAUAUUUGCGGAUUUUGAUUAAUAUGUUCCCUAUAGGAAUAUCUGGGUCCUCCAAUGCAACUCUGUGGUCAACUU